This is a messenger RNA of Polistes canadensis, 1466 nucleotides long. RefSeq names its product enolase-like. Gene Ontology annotation, cellular component: phosphopyruvate hydratase complex. The coding region runs from base 122 to 1432 and encodes 436 amino acids. The record is from RefSeq and is a predicted model, not a curated record. The transcript has 3 exons. Gene Ontology annotation, biological process: glycolytic process. NCBI's taxonomy places the organism in Eukaryota, Metazoa, Arthropoda, Insecta, Hymenoptera, Vespidae. Gene Ontology annotation, molecular function: phosphopyruvate hydratase activity; magnesium ion binding.
UUCAAUUUCAUUUCGAGUCAAUUAAUCCAAAUUUUCUAAUAUUUGUACUCGUAGUAUAGCAAUCAAUAAGUUUUCUCAAAAACACCUAAGUUCGAAGGUUAAUUAAGGAUAAAAAUCAAAGAUGCCGAUACAGAAGGUGAAAGCUCGGCAAAUAUUUGAUUCAAGAGGAGAUCCUACUUUGGAGGUUGAUCUUAUUACAGAUGUUGGUCUGUUCAGAUCGUCAGUUUCUAGUACAUUGGUAUCAAAUCCUAAUCAAGCACAGGAAAUUAGAGAUGGAAAUGAGGGUGCUUAUCAUGGUAGAUCGGUUUUUAAAGCCGUUGAUAUAGUCAACAACGUGAUAGCACCUCAAUUAUUAAAAUCAAAAUUAGAAGUUUGUCAACAAAUGGAAAUUGAUAGUCUGUUGAACAGAUUAGACGGUACUGAAAAUAAAUCAAAGUUAGGUGCUAAUUCAAUAUUAGGGGUUUCUUUGGCAUGUUGCAAGGCUGGUGCAGCAAAGAAAGGUCUUCCGAUUUAUAGGUAUAUCGCUGAAUUAGCAGAAAAUGGUGAUCUGUAUUUGCCAGUACCCUGUUUCAACAUGAUCAGCGGUGGUAGACUCGCUGGUAACAGUAUACCUUGCGAAAAAUUUAUGAUUCUACCUAUUGGAGCUGAAAGUUUUGUCGACGCUAUGAAAAUGGGUAACGAGGUAUAUCGUGUUUUGGAGAGAAAAAUAGCGGAAGCUCAAGAAAUUCAAUUACCACUUCCCGUCAGCGAUGAUGGUGCUUUCGUACCACUUUUAGAAGACGACAAGGAUGCUCUUACUCUCAUAGACGAAUCGAUAAAGGACGCUGGAUACGAAGGAAGAAUAAAAAUCGCUUUAGAUAUGGCAGCUAGUGCUUUUUAUAAAGAAGGAGGCUACGAUUUAGCUUUCAAAACCGAAGAAUCUGAUCCCGACGAUUACAUGGAAGCUGAAGCACUGAAAGAACAAUAUAUAGAUUAUCUAACCGAUUUUCCAUCGAUUGUCUCGAUCGAAGAUCCUUUCGAUCAGGAGGAUUGGGAAGGUUGGUUGACUUUAGCCGAUCAAGAAAUUCAAAUUGUCUCGGACGAUUUAACAGCCAUGAACAUAGAAAGAAUCGAAGAAGCGAUAGAACGACAAAUGGCUAACUGUCUUGUUCUGAGAAUGUCACAAAUCGGUACGAUUACCGAGACCAUCAAUUGUGCAAGAAUGGCUAGGAUAAACAAUUGGGGAUACGUUGUCGCGGCUGGACAAUGCGAGACGGAGGACAAUUUCGUAGCUGAUCUUGCCGUGGGUUUGUCAGCGGGUCAAUUUAAAUCAGGAGCACCGUGUAGAAGCGAAAGAACAGCCAAAUAUAAUCAAAUCAUUAGGAUCGAGGAAGAACUUGGGAAAGAUGCCAAAUACGCUGGACUAAAUUACAGAAGUCCUCUUGCUAAAUGAUCGAUGAUAAUUUAUGUGUAUCCUAUAUAAAUCC